UGUUAAGAGAGUAGAUUUGAAUAUGGGCACAGCAAAAGCCCCUAUUCUUCUCAGUAGCCGACCAAGCUUUUGUAAUAUUGUAGCGCCGAAAUCAGGAGCAAGGAGAGCGUUUCCUUCUCGGCCACUGACACAAAUGGAAACCGGCGGAUUAGACUCCGACGGCCGUACGUUUAAAAACGCGGAGGAGAUGUGGAGAGAAGAAGUAGGGGAUGGUGAUCCCCAGAAGAAGUUCCAGUGGUACAACAAAGGCAUAAAUUACUGGCAAGGCGUGGAAGCCACAGUGGAUGGAGUGCUGGGUGGAUAUGGGCAUGUGAAUACGCCUGAUAUAAAGGCAAGUGAGGAUUUUCUCAACACCAUUUUGGCUGAAAGGUUCCCUGAUGCUGGAAGAGGCCGCCAUCUCGUAGCUCUCGAUUGUGGAUCUGGCAUUGGAAGGAUUACUAAAAAUCUUCUUAUACGAUAUUUCAAUGAGGUCGACCUCCUAGAGCCUGUAUCACAUUUUCUGGAAUCUGCUCGGGUAAAUUUGGCUCCUGAAAAUUUAAUGGUGUCAGAGUUGCACAAAGUUGCCAACUUUUAUUGUGUCCCACUUCAGGAAUUUACUCCUGAUGCUGAAAGAUAUGACGUUAUUUGGGUUCAGUGGUGCAUUGGGCAUCUUGCAGAUGAUGACUUCAUUGCAUUCUUCAAGAGAGCAAAGGUUGGCUUGAAACCUGGUGGACUUUUUGUUCUAAAAGAGAACAUUGCAAGAACAGGAUUUGUGUUGGACAAAGAAGAUAAGAGCAUCACAAGAUCAGAUUCAUAUUUUAAGGAGCUGUUCAAGCAAUGUGGACUACACAUCUACAAGAUGAAGGAUCAAAAGGAAUUUCCUGAUGAAUUAUUUGCUGUGAAGAUGUAUGCAUUGACGACUGAGAUGCCAGGGCAAGGUAAUAAACCUAGACCUAAACGGGCAACUAAUAGACCUGCCAUCAUCAGAUAAUGAAUCACAUUGGUCAGUAAAUGAAUGUGUGGUAACUUCGGAGAAAGUCAUUCAUAGGUUGUUUUUAUGCCACAUGUAUUCAAGUUGGUCAAUGUAUGCCUUGUUUAGGUUAUUGCUUUUGAAUUUCAGCUGUAUACACUGAUAGUGUAAGGGCGAUAAAUGUACUUUUAACUUAUUUUAGAUUAUUGCUUAUGGUGAAGUACUUGUGCAACUGAUUUUA
Solanum tuberosum (potato) is the source of this 1190-nucleotide messenger RNA. Its product is annotated as alpha N-terminal protein methyltransferase 1. Gene Ontology annotation, biological process: N-terminal protein amino acid methylation. Bases 23 to 970 code for a protein of 315 amino acids. The record is from RefSeq and is a predicted model, not a curated record. Lineage: Eukaryota; Viridiplantae; Streptophyta; Magnoliopsida; Solanales; Solanaceae. The transcript has 8 exons. Gene Ontology annotation, molecular function: methyltransferase activity. Gene Ontology annotation, cellular component: cytoplasm.